AUGGCUGAAGGUCCUCAGCCUUACUUAGAAGACAUGAACGGUAUCGCAUCUGGCGAUCACGAGUCCUGUUUCGAUGAUGUGGAGAUGGCAGCCACUGGAAUAAAUAUGCUUCUCAACAAUGGAUUCCAGGAAGCCUUCGCUCUUUUCGAUAAAUACAAAAAUGAAAGCCCUCUGAUGCACUCUGGUUACAGUUUUGUAUUUUUCAUGCAAGCUCUGAUGUCCUACGAGGAGGAGAAACUUGGGGAGGCUCAGCGAGUUCUCCAGGAGACGGAAAAGCACUGCUCAACACAGGAUGGCUUUGUCAAGUCUUUCCGGAGAAAGUUUUCUAAAAAGAAGAAUGUAAAAGCAGCUCUCAGGAUUGAGGAGAGGAUCACCAACCAGGUGAUUGUGGCCGACUGCCUCCUGUACCAGGCCGUGUUGGUGUUCACCAACCAGGAUAUUUCCAGUUAUGUCAAAGGGGGCUGGUUGUUGAGGAAAGCCUGGAAAAUUUACGAGAGACUCCACAAAGAAGUGACAUCAUUAAUGGACAGUCUCGUUCAGGGAAAAGUUUCGAGAAUUUCCAAGUCUUUCUCCUCGUCUGUUGACCCUGAGCCAGCUGAUGCCAUGGCCGAGAUCUCUGGGAUAGAUCAUGCCGCUGUUAAUGGUGUCAUUGAUGACUGUGGGGAAGGACUGUCGGCAGACGUGCUCACACGUCUGCUGGGGGCUGUCAACUUUGGUUAUGGAACCUUUCAGCUCUGUCUGUCCAUGGUGCCUCCAAGGAUAUUGAAGCUGAUAGAGUUUCUAGGAUUUGAGGGGGACAGAGAGGUGGGCCUGAGCUGUCUGGCCUUUACCAGCCACACCAAGGACAUGAAGGCCCCUCUGGCAACCUUGGCCUUGCUGUGGUACCACACCGUCCUGAGACCUUUCUUCGCCCUGGAUGGAGCUAACCACUUCCAAGCAG
This is a messenger RNA of Candidula unifasciata, 940 nucleotides long. NCBI's taxonomy places the organism in Eukaryota, Metazoa, Mollusca, Gastropoda, Stylommatophora, Geomitridae. The record is from the annotation of a GenBank genome assembly.